GUUAGCUUUAAAGCGACAACACCAAGGUUGUGUUAGGUGAGUAAAUACAGAAGAAUAACAGCGCGUACGCUGUUUACACCGGCCGCGCCCGGGGCUCUGCGUGGUCCCCGUCCUCCUCUCAUGUCCCUCUGCUGCUCGUCCCCACCCAUCGUCAUCCCCUUCUCUUUCCCUCUCCCUCUCUCUCGCCGUUCCCUUUCCCACCCCUGUACCCGGCAUCUCUGCCCCCCUCAUGCUCAGGACGCCGAGUCAGCCUCAUGACUGCCUGGAUCAUCCUGCCCGUCAGCCUGGCUGCCUUCUCCAUCACUGGCAUAUGGAUCGUGUACGCCAUGGCCGUGAUGAACCACCACGUCUGUCCUGUGGAGAACUGGUCCUACAACGAGACGUGCUCGAAGGAGACGGCAGAGCCGGGCUUCCCCAAAACGUGCUGCACCAUCCAGGACAUCCCGCUCAUCAGUAAAUGCGGCUCGUUCCCUCCUGAAAGCUGCCUGCUCAGUCUGGUUGGAAAUGUAGGAGCCUUCAUGGUGGUGAUGGUGUGUCUGCUGCGCUACGCCCAGCUCAUCGAGCACAGUCACCACUGCUGGACCAACACGGGCGGCCUGGUGUCCGGCUGCACCAACGCGCUGGGGCUGGUCAUGGUGGGGAACUUCCAGGUGGAUCACGCCAGGACUCUGCACUACGUGGGGGCGGCCGUGGCGUUUCCCGCCGGCAUGGUGUUCGCGUGUCUGCAGUGCGUGCUGACGUACCGCGCCGCCGUCACCGCCCUCGAUUACCUCAUGGGCCACGUGAGGGUCGCCAUCUCCGUCGGCUCUCUGGUCUCCCUCGUCCUCAGCGGCGUCUUCUUCGUCCACGAGAGCUUCGUCCUGCAGCACGCCGCCGCCAUCUGCGAGUGGGUCUUCACCGUCCUCAUCCUGGUCUUCUACGGCACCUUCACCUACGAGUUCGGCUCCGUCACCAGCGAGACGCUGAUGGCCGGCCUGCAGAGGAACCUCGUCCUGGAGGGCGGGGCCACCAGAGGACUGAAGAGCCCGGGCCGGAGCAGCACCACAUCUACACAACUGAACUGCACGCCCGAGAACAUAGCUAUGCUCUAGCUCACACACACACCUACACACACCUACACACACACACACACGCUGCUGCCUUGAAUUCGUACUCCCAGAAUUCCCUCGAACUGCACUGCACUGCGCUGGUUAGCGGUUUAGGUUACUGCCUGUAAACGUUCCACUGCGCUAAACACUAAGGAAAGUCUCCAGCGCCUGGCUGUGUACUAAUCCUGCCUACUAGCUAGUACGACAGAGUGUGAUUUGGAACGCAGCCCUCGUUGUGAGUCCUGGAUUCCAGGCCAAACGUGUCGAAUCUUUAAAUUGCUACACAUUUCAGUGACCAUUUAAAUAAACAGACACUAGGUGGCAGUAUAUGCCACGAUUUCAUAUUUAAGGCUUACGACCCGUUUGCUGAUUGGCCAGUUCAAUCCUGACCCUUAGCUAUACCUGACGGUACCUCAUGUUUACACUGUACGACCAAAAGUAUGUGGACGCCUGACCAUGAGCUUGUCGAGACGUCCCAUUUCAAAGACGAACAGUAUUAAAACAGGCUUUGAAAGAUGUCCGUGUGUGGGAAUUUGUGCCCAUUGAGUCGAACCAUCAGCUGACCGCGUCUGUACGGCUGGACGCUGAUAUUGAUGGUCCGGUUCAUUCAGGAAUUCAAUAUUUAGACGAGGUGUCCCAAUACUUUUGCUCGUCCAUAUAGAGUCGAUGUUUACCGUGUGUUUAAAUUACCGUCGUGUUGAAACGGAUCGAUGCUCAGACCCCCGAGCAGUGCAGUGCAGUUCUGUAUCCAGUUGAACCAGGUCUAAACCAGUCCAUUAAACCAGUAGCUCAUUCACACACCUGCACCACCGUCCGCCGUCCGUCCUCAUUCGCUUUCACACGCGCGGCACGUGACGUACGGCGUCCGACUUCUAGUUUCCUUCAUGGCUUAUAACGGAGGAUUUUGUUACGUCCGGCUGAGGGUUCGAAUGUGAAAGGGACUCCGAUAGAGUGUGGGUUUUUUUUUUUUGUGCACGUCACGCAUGAAUGGAUCCGCCUCCGUUGCGUCCGAGCUGCUGAGCCGCGUCGUGUCGUGACCGCGUGGAUGUCGUACGUUACUGAACUCAUAGCGCCCGUGCAUGUGCUCAUGUUUAUAUUUAGAGAACCCACCCAGCUUGAAACGAUAAUCCAGUAGUUUGAUGAAUCCCGAAUCGUAAGUAUCGACUCUGCCUUAUCGACAUGUCUACGACGUGAAUGCCUGUUGUCUAGAUAAUCAUUUUUUAUUAUUAUUAUUUUAUGUAAUUUUUUUUACAUGUGUUGUUAUACGCGGUCGUUUGCUCAUAGUCGUCCACUGGGGGUGUUGACGAUGAUACAGCCGUCUGUUCUGCAUACGUUAGGGGUGGACAGUUCAGUAAAUCCUUCGUCUGUUCGUCCGCUUGGUGCCGUUACGUUCACUAUAUGGUCAAAAGUAUUCGGACGUCCCAUUUCACGGUAUUAAUGCAAAUCUUGAGAAGCCUUCUCGCAAGACUUUGUAUGGGAAUUUGUGCCCGUUCAGUCACUCGGCACUUGUAUGGCCGGGCGCUGAUGUCAACGUUCCAACGAGUCCUUACAGAGCUCACUUAGAAUUCGGAGGAUCAUGCUGUGCUCUCUGAAUUCCUCCACCACCAAUCACAGCCAGUAGGAGUCGCUGUUGCAGCUUGAGAUCUUUCUGUAAACUAGGCGCUGGUGGUUGGUACCAGGCACCAGGUGCACAGGGGUACAGUCAUGCUGGGAUAAACUGUUGCUGCAUAGUCAAGCAUAUCACUCCCCUAAAAAUGAUUGAUUUAUUAUUCACUAUUACUCACUACUAAUUCGAUGAUCAGAAAGCGUGUCCUGAUACUUUUGUCCAUAUAUUGUAGAUGAUCGCAGCACCUCUAGCCUUCAGGUCCUGUUCAUUCACGUGUCCUUCAUCCAGUUUCUCGCCAUCGAUCACGUUUUGGUUUUUGAAGCAUUUUCUUCUCACGCAAAGACGUUUUUCAUGCCAACGUGCAGCUUCAAGGCUUUUCUCAGUUUGCCAAUGAUUGUUUUUUAUCAUUCGGUCGCCGUGUUCGUGCCGUAUUCAGUCCACCAAAGCACAGACGCCACUUUAUCCUGGAUCGAAAGUCGGCAUCCUUCAGCUUUCCGUUUUCAAACCGCCGAACCCUGGAUCGGUGUCGGUCGGCCUGGGCGAGGCCUCGAGUCUUCUCUUUACUGCCGCCUACGAACCAAAGUGAGUCUCUCACGCCGAGUCCAUCAGCGACUUCACCCCCUCGAGUGUCCCCGACACGAUGGAGGAGGAUCCCCGGGCUUCUGUGCUUUUCCAUUCCGAGAGCCUCUGGUCUCCAGCUGGUCUGGAAUCAGGAUCCGUAAGGGCUUCACGCCUGGGUUCAAGUAAUCGACCCACCUUCUGAUAGUCUCCUCGAUCCAAACUGCAUAACGAGAACUAAUACGAUUGGAAUACCGUUUAGUUCGAUAGUAUGCGGUCUGAGACGCUGCGUUACUUCUAACACAUGCAACGGCGCCCUUCACACAUCGGUAAUAACCAAUCCUGGCGGUUUGUGUUGCUUUUUCGCUCGACCAAAGUGACAGGGCUUCUUUGUUCUUUACGUUACAUACGUGCUGCUGUUUUCCUCCGUGUCAGCAAGACAAUCUCAAAUCUCUGUUCCUCACCGCCGGCUGAUCCGCUCACACUAAACACCGACGGUUUUUGUUACACGUUUUUCUUUAUGAUGUUCGUGACGUCCGUUUUUAUGCCGAUGCCUUUUUUUUACCGUUUGUACGCAGCCGCUUCAAACUCCAAAACCGGCGUGAAUCCGGCGCAGAGGAUAUUUUUAAUUUCGUGAAAUCGCUGGUGUAAAUAUGUACGAUUCCCGUAUCGUUCUGAUGAUUUUUUUUUUUUGUCUCUGAGCAGAUAUUUCUAUCCGAUUAAUAAAUGAUAAUAAAUGAACAAUAAUAUAUAGACACUCUUC
This is a messenger RNA of Trichomycterus rosablanca, 4015 nucleotides long. It is a transcript of the gene tmem150aa, whose product is annotated as transmembrane protein 150Aa. The record is from RefSeq and is a predicted model, not a curated record. The transcript is spliced from 8 exons. NCBI's taxonomy places the organism in Eukaryota, Metazoa, Chordata, Actinopteri, Siluriformes, Trichomycteridae. Gene Ontology annotation, biological process: protein localization to plasma membrane. Gene Ontology annotation, cellular component: plasma membrane. Bases 255 to 1091 code for a protein of 278 amino acids.